GUUUGUUGUUUCCGGUCGGACUCAGUUCCUCGGCUCUCCUCCAUGUGUUUCCUGUCUCGGUUGGGUUCUGUGUGUCCGGUUGGGUUCUCGUGGUCUUGUUGUUGGUUGUGGUUCUGGUCGUGGUGAUGCCGGGCAGCUCUCUGUUCUCCGGGUUCCGGGUUCUGGGUCUUUACUCUAACCACGUGCCGCUCGCGCUGCGGUACCACCGGAAGCACCGCGAGUUCUACCUGGUGACGUCAGUCGGUAAAUGUUUCCACACGUACAACGUGAACAGGUUGGGGAUCGUUGCUGUCAGUAACAGCCUGUCAGAUGACAUCAACUGUGUGGCAGCGGACAGGAUGUUGGUGUUCGCCGCUGCCGGGCGAGUCAUCAGCGCCUUCGCCCGUAACAAAGAGGUGGUGAUGCGUUACCAUGGACACGGACAGGAAGUGCGUCUGCUGCUUCCUCUGGGUGAUCAGCUGAUCUCAGCCGAUAGCGGCGGUGAUGUCAUCGUGUGGGACGUCCAGGGAGGAGAAAUCUACCUGCGGUUGCAGUUUGACCCCGUCACCUUCGACGUGUCGGCCAUGAUGCACCCCAGCACCUACCUGAACAAGGUGCUGCUUGGAAGCUCCCAGGGUGCACUGCAGCUCUGGAACAUCAAGACCAGUAAGUUGUUGUUCACGUUCCCCGGCUGGUCAGCAGGAGUCACAGUUCUGCAGCAGAGUCCCGCGGUGGACGUGGUCGGUGUCGGCACGGCGACGGGACGCAUCAUCAUUCACAACAUCCGAUUGGACGAGACGCUGAUGAGCUUCACGCAGGACUGGGGACCAAUCAGCUCGCUCGCUUUCAGAACAGACGGUCCUCCCAUCGUGGCGUCCGGCAGUCCUCAGGGCCACAUUGCAUUCUGGGAUCUGGAACGCCGUCAGCUGGUCACUCAGCAGAGACACGCCCACAGCACAGCCAUCGCCGCGGCAACCUUCCUGCACGGAGAGCCGCUAUUGGUCACAAACGGAGCCGACAACGCCAUCAAGGUGUGGAUAUUUGACCAGGAGGGGGGCGGAGCCAGGUUGCUGCGGAGUCGUCAGGGCCACAGUGCCCCGCCCACCACCAUCCAUCACCACGGCAACGACGGAAAAAACCUCCUCAGUGCUGGUCAGGACGGGACGCUGCAGUCUUUCUCCACCGUCCACGAGCGAUUCAACAAGAACCUGGGUCACGGCUCCAUCAACAAGAAGAAGGAACAGAAGAAGAAGAAGGGGUUGUCCUACGAGGAGCUGCGUCUUCCUGCCAUCACGGCGUUCUCCUCCGCCGCUGCUCGUCAGUCAGACUGGGACGGCAUCGUCGCGUGUCAUCGUGGUCGCCUAGCAACCACCACGUGGAACUACCAGCGGUGCACCAUGGGAGCUCAUCACCUGCAGCCGCCGGCCGAUCGCAAGAAUGGCAUCGCCACGGCUGUCGACAUCACUUCCUGUGGCAACUUUGCUGCGAUCGGCUCGUCGUGCGGCCGCGUCGACGUCUACAACCUGCAGUCCGGCCUGCACCGCGGUUGCUAUGGCGACGAUGAGAAAGCUCACAGCGGGGCGGUGCGCGGCGUCGCCACGGAUACCCUGAACCAGCUGACGCUCACCGCAGGCUCUGAUUGGCUGCUCAAGUUCUGGCGCUUCAAGAGCAGGAAACAGGAAGAGCAGCUAAAGCUACAUGCAGCACCAGCUAGCAUGCUGCUACACAGAGACAGCGGGAUGUUAGCCUUAGCGCUGGAUGAUUUCACACUGCUGGUGGUCGACAUAGAAACCAGGCGGAUCGUCAGGAAGUUUGCCGGUCACCACGGCAACAUCAACGACAUGACGUUCAGUCCUGAUGGCCGCUGGCUGGUUACCGUGGCGAUGGACUGCACCAUUCGCACCUGGGAUCUCCCCUCUGGAUGUCUCGUCGACUGUUUCCUGGUUGCCAUGGCACCGGUGGCCGUGUCCUUGUCGCCGACCGGAGACUUCCUGGCGACGGCUCAUGUUGACAGUCUGGGCGUCUACCUCUGGACCAAUAAGAGUCUGUGUGGGCCGGUGGGGCUCCGCCCCCUCCCCGCUGACUACCAACCAGCUGAGGAGACACUACCGGGGGUCACGGCGGACGAGUCAGGACAGGAAGUGACAUCAGAGGAGGUUGAUGAUGAUGCGUACGUGUCAGCUGAGCAGUUGGGGGCGGAGCUUGUGACUCUGUCUCUGCUGCCGGAGUCUCGAUGGAAAAGUCUGCUGCACCUGGACACCAUCAAGAGGAGGAAUAAGCCUGUAGCGCCCCCUGCUGCUGCGGCUGCUGCUCCGUUCUUCCUGCCAACACUUCCUGGUCUCACGCCUCGAUUCACGUCGCCCACGGCAACCCAACAGGAAACACAGUCGAAGCUGCUGCGUUGGGGUCUGUUGUCUCAGAGGUCAGAGUUCAGUUCUGAUCUGGAGUCGGCUCUACAGUCUGGAUCGUUCGAUCGCCCGGUGCGUCGCCUGAAGGAUUGUGGGCCGGCGGCGCUUUCUGUGGAGCUCACCUGUCUGUCAUCAGAAGGGGGCGGAGCCAGCAGCCUCCUGCUUGCCUUCAUUCACAUGAUUGACAGCAUGUUGGCCAGUGGGCGGGACUUCGACCUGGCUCAAGCUUACCUGGCGCUUUUCCUGAAGCUCCAUCUCCGCUCGUUGUCGCAGGACUCUGUUGCCAUGGCAGCGUUGCUCCGCCUCUCCUCCCGGCUGGAGACGGGGUGGGCGGAGCUACGGUCGUCAUUCGACCAAUCACUGUGUCUGCUUUCGUACGCCAAGAGUGCACUGCUUUGAUACACACAAAUACACACACAGACAAAUACACACACCGUUUUGUAUUUUAUUAAACGUUAUUGAUUCAUCUUC
Sebastes umbrosus (honeycomb rockfish) is the source of this 2858-nucleotide messenger RNA. It is a transcript of the gene wdr36, whose product is annotated as WD repeat domain 36. NCBI's taxonomy places the organism in Eukaryota, Metazoa, Chordata, Actinopteri, Perciformes, Sebastidae. The transcript has 22 exons. Gene Ontology annotation, cellular component: small-subunit processome; Pwp2p-containing subcomplex of 90S preribosome. Gene Ontology annotation, biological process: rRNA processing. Gene Ontology annotation, molecular function: protein binding. Bases 126 to 2786 code for a protein of 886 amino acids. The record is from RefSeq and is a predicted model, not a curated record.